UUUCGUAUUACUAGAGCGAAUACAUCGCCAGUCAGACGUCUGGAAGAGCUGAGCUUCACUGACAUCUCCGUAAUCGUGUUGGGCUUUAGCCGUUUGGGGACAAUUACCGGGCAGCUCAGUAAAAUUUGUCUGUCAUUCAGCCCACCAAAAAUGAACAAUUCAAUCAUUGCUAUUUUCCUGGUUUGUCUGGUCUACGUAAUAGCUGAAAAUGAGUCUGAUCUGAGUGACCUUGGGCCUGGAAUACCGCUGUCGCCAACGAAUGACGGGACGAAGAAAAAAUCAUGGGGCGUUAUCUAUCCGGGUACUAAAUGGUGUGGACAGGGUAACAAAGCAAAGAACGACAGCGAUUUGGGUAGAUACAAAAGAACGGACAGUUGUUGCCGUGAUCAUGACCGAUGCCCGGAUAAAAUCAAAGGAGGAACAUCGAAGCAUGGAAUACAAAACAAUGGCACUGUGACAAUACUGAGCUGUCAAUGCGAUGACAUUUUCUUCGAUUGUCUGAAGGGCGUGCACACGAAGACGAGUAAAAUCGUUGGCACCUUAUACUUCGAUAUUGUCAAGAACAAGUGCUUCAAGCAAUCAGAAGAGGACAGGGAAAAAUACAUCCUGACGAAGAGUAGGAAGUUUUCAAGGAACCGAUUCAUCAAAUUGGUCGGAAAAAUGAUUGGAUAAAGUCUAAACCCAAUCAUGUAAAUUUAUUUAUAUCUCUUGUGUAGUACAAGAUGAUAAACGGUGAUUAAACACAUAUGCUUCACGAUUCAAUGAGACUUUGAAAACGUCACCAACUGUCAAUAACAAAAACACAAAAGGUCACAAAUUUGUGAUAAAUAUUUGAUGAGAUUCGUUAUUGAAAUGAGAAUUUUUGUUAUUCCGAAACGGAAGAGAGCGUCGAGUAUUUUCUCAAAUGCAUAAUGAAUACUGGUAAUUUCCAAGCAUUUAUUCUGAGAAUCAACAUUUAAUUAGUGUAAAUAAAAGAUGAUGUAUUGAUUG
Molecule: messenger RNA, 990 nt
Organism: Diachasmimorpha longicaudata
Lineage: Eukaryota; Metazoa; Arthropoda; Insecta; Hymenoptera; Braconidae
Product: phospholipase A2-like
Exons: 5
Coding region: 151-672 (173 amino acids)
Biological process (GO): phospholipid metabolic process; arachidonate secretion
Source: RefSeq, a predicted model, not a curated record